Messenger RNA from Saccoglossus kowalevskii, 1181 nucleotides. Its product is annotated as ankyrin-3-like. The record is from RefSeq and is a predicted model, not a curated record. Lineage: Eukaryota; Metazoa; Hemichordata; Enteropneusta; Harrimaniidae.
GAGAGGAGAAUGAUAUUGUAGACAUGCAGACUUAUAUGUUGCCGCCAUUGCACAGAGCAGUCAUGGUAAAUGACAUAGAGGCUGCAACCACGCUGAUUCAAGAAAAAGUUGAUGUGAAUGCUUCCAUGGAUAGAUGUACAGCUUUACAUCAUGCAGUUGCCAAUAUGCACAUUGGAUCUGUGAAGUUACUCUUGGAUGCAGACAUAGAGAGAAAUACGGCAGACAAGCAUGGUAGAACAGCUAUUCACAUUGCAACUGAAACAGGAAAUACUGACAUUGUUCGGAUGCUCUUGAAUGAUGCUAAAGUGGAUAAGGAUGCAGUUGAUAAGAAUGACUGGUCAGCCCUGCAUUUUGCUAGUCAAAACGGACAUGCAGUUGUUGUAGGAAUUCUUCUGAAAGCUGGUGUAAAAAAAGAUGCCUGUAAUAAGAUGCAGUCAACAUCGCUUCAUUUGGCAAGUCAAAAUGGACAUGCUGAUGUGGUUAGUGUUCUCCUAAGUGCAAACGUUGACGUUCAUGCUCGUAAAAAGGUGACCUGUACGUGUAAAGAAAUUGGUCAUCAUAACAAGAUCCAACGAGCAGUUAUACCCUUGCCAAGUCAACAUGGAUUACUUAUUGAGAGUGUAGUUACUGAUGAAGCAACUAGAGAGGAUGAACGUACAUCGCUCCACCUUGCUGCUAUUGGUGGACAUGCUGAGGUUGUAAAUGUUCUACUUGGCGAAGCAGACAUUGACGCCCAGGAUGAGCGUGGUCGGACACCACUACAUUUAGCUACUUUUAAUGGACAUAUUGAUAUCAUACGUAUUCUAGUGUCUAACUGUAAUACAGAAAUUACAGAUGAGGAUAAACGUACAGCGCUUCAUCUAGCUUCAGAAUAUGGAUAUGAAGAAAUUGUCCAAGUCCUGCUUGAUGCGGGAGCAAAUAAAGAAGCAGAGGAUGAGGAAGAGUGGACACCGCUUCUGUUAGCGACUAAACAUAGUCAUGCAAAAGUUGUACGAGUACUUUGUGAUGCCGGGGUAGAACUAAGACCUCGCAAACAGGAUGGCUGGACUGCCCUCCGAUGGGCAAAUGCUGAAAUUAAACAAAUCAUAUUGGAGGCAAUAGAGAGAGGGAAAGUCAAGAAAAAGCUAGCAAUUGCGGACCCAAGCCAUUGCAUAAAAGAUGUAUGCCCCAGCGAACGCUAG